Molecule: messenger RNA, 2286 nt
Organism: Acanthoscelides obtectus
Lineage: Eukaryota; Metazoa; Arthropoda; Insecta; Coleoptera; Chrysomelidae
Source: the annotation of a GenBank genome assembly
AAUCUAAUAAUUCUCUUCUCACGAUUUAUUAACACGUUCACUGCGGAUGUCGCCAAUCGGCGACAUUCCGCUCCCCACCACCAUGCGGGUGUCGCCUGUCGGCGACAUCGGUAUGCUAUCGUUUGCAUUGUUAGUUGGAAUUCAGCACUGGAGCUGUGUAUAUGAAUUUCGGUCAGCAUUACGUUACAGCAUUAAAGUAAAGCGUGUUGUGUUUCGUUUUUCAUUUUCCGAAUUUUGGUGCCAGUGACAAGGUAUCAAAGUCAUGGAUAGUGAAGCUGGUCCAUCGAACCCUAAAAGGUCUAAACUACGUGUUAGAAACGAGAAAAAAUUGACAGAAAAUGAGUUGUUAAUGCUUGCUUAUCUAUCAAGUGAUGAAGAACUUGGAGUGCAAGAAUUUGAAGAUAGUGGUAGUGAGUGGGAGGAUACGGAUUAUUCUGAUGGUGACUCGGCUUCCAGCAUUGUCGGUGAUGAUGACGAGCAUAUGGAUAGGGCUGAUGAUGGAGGUAACUUUUCAUACUGAUUAUUGUGUACUUAUCAUUUUGAUGUAAAUUCUCAUUUUUAUAGAUCAAGGAAUUGCAGGAAAUGAUAAUGGUCCUGAUUUAGCUAGAAACACGCCAAACUGGCAGGAUGAUCCUAGGUGCUUCAAAAACAUUUCUUUUGUGAAACAAAAUGAACUCUUAGUGGAUGUACCGGGAAAUAAUGAACCUAUUGAUUACUUUUUCUUAUUAUUUGACCAAAAUGUUCUAAGUAUGAUAGUCGAGCAAACUAACAGUUACGCCAUAGAUGUUUUUUGUGAAAGAGGGAAAACAGAGAAAUCACGAAUUUCGCAGUGGAAAGAUCUAACCAUAUCUGAGCUACUCAGAUUUAUAGGAUUAAUUUUACAUACGGGAACAAUCAGACUAAGUAGAUACCAGGAUUAUUGGAAAAAAGAUAGACUUUUCGGUUUGACCUGUUUCUCGGAACAAAUGAGUCGUGAUCGUUUUUUGAUCAUUUUACGUUGCAUUCACUUUGCCAAAAAUGUAGCCAAAUCUGAUCCACAAUCGGAAGAUCGUUUAUAUAAAAUACGUCCUCUUAUAGACUACUUCAACAAUAAAAUGCGUGAAGUUUACUAUCCAGGCAAGCAACUUUCCUUGGACGAAUCAAUGAUGUUGUGGCGAGGACGUUUGGUAUUUCGCCAAUACAUAAAAAAUAAGCGUCAUCCAUAUGGAAUAAAAUUGUAUAUGCUGACCGAGCCAAAUGGUAUUGUCCUGAAGUUCCUUGUUUAUACUGGACAACUAGAUGAUAUGGGAGGCAAGGGCCAUACGACUAAAGUAGUGUUACAUCUUUUACAAGACUAUCUAAGAAAUGGCCACUCAGUUUUUAUGGACAAUUUCUACAACAGCUUUGAGCUGUCAAAGCGCUUGUUAGAACAAGAUUCUUAUUGCACUGGUACCCUUCGACAGGACAGAAAGGACAAUCCAAAGGAAAUAAAAACUAUGAAACUAAAAAAAGGCGAGACAGUGGCAAGAUAUUCUGAUGGUGUUAUGAUUGCCAAAUGGAAAGAUAAAAGGGAUGUCACAUAUAUUUCCACUGAGUUUGAAAACAAUAUGGUAUCUGUUUCCAACAAGAGAGGGAUAGAAAAAAUAAAACCUCUUCCAAUAGUUCAGUAUAAUCAAUAUAUGAGUGGAAUAGAUCGUCAAGAUCAAAUGAUGGCAUACUACCCAUCUGAACAUAAAACUCUACGGUGGUAUAAAAAACUGGCGAUACAUAUAAUUCAAAUGGGACUGAUGAACUCUUUUCACUUAUACAACAAAUACUCAGGGAAAAAACUAAACCUGUAUGAUUUUCGACUUUUGGUGAUAAAAGCGUUGCUGCCAGAAAAGGAAGUCCCAAGAUAUGUUCCCAAACCUGGAAAACAAUCUACCGAACAUUUCCCUAGUAAAAUAAUUAAAAAAAAUUCAACUGGCAGAAUAGUACGAAAAGAUGCAAAGUCUGUCAUACAGCAAAAAUUAGGAAGGAAACAUUAUACCACUGCGAAAUCUGUCCCGACAAACCCGGAUUAUGCAUCAAGGACUGUUUUACAUCCUACCAUAAACAUAUAGAACAAAAAUAAAUAUCUUUCCGUUUUGUGUAACUGACAGUCGCAUUUAAUUUUUUUAAACACAGGAAUGACAUUUAUAUAUUUUUGUAAGGCAAUAAAGUUUACUACAUAGUUUUCUAUACUUUAUCUCUUUUAUGCACUAAAACUGAGUUGUCGCCCAUAGGCGACAUCAGCACUAUAUCGUGUACUGUGGUCCAUAAUGCUGC